AGCCAAAAUCACAUUUCCAAGCCAUAUGCACUUCGUAUGAAUAAACUGCUCCUGUUGGGGUACUGUGUGUAAUGUGGUGUGAUCUCCCUUCUCCCCUUCCCCUCUAACUGAUCUUUCUGCACACAUUUGUAGGAGAAGACCAGUGCCCUCAGUCUGAGCAACGUAGCAGGAGUCUUCUACAUUCUCGUCGGGGGACUUGGUUUGGCAAUGCUGGUGGCUUUGAUUGAGUUCUGUUACAAGUCAAGAGCUGAGGCGAAACGAAUGAAGGUGGCAAAGAAUGCACAGAAUAUUAACCCAACUUCCUCGCAGAAUUCACAGAAUUUUGCAACUUAUAAGGAAGGUUACAACGUAUAUGGAAUCGAAAGUGUUAAAAUUUAGGGGAUGACCUUGAAUGAUGCCAUGAGGAGCAAGGCAAGGCUGUCAAUUACAGGAAGUACUGGAGAAAAUGGACGUGUUAUGACUCCAGAGUUUCCAAAAGCAGUGCAUGCAGUACCUUACGUGAGUCCUGGCAUGGGAAUGAAUGUCAGUGUGACUGAUCUCUCGUGAUUGAUAAGAACCUUUUGAGUGCCUUACACAAUGGUUUUCUUGUGCGUUUAUUGUCAAAGUGGUGAGAGGCAUCCAGUAUCUUGAAGACUUUUAUUUCAGCCAAGAAUUCUUAUAUUUGUGGAGUUCAUCUUGGAUUGUAAUGAAUGCUUAGUUCAAAACACAACACCAUUUUCUACACAAGUUCAAGAUGAAGCUUGACUGACAUGCACAGCUAACAUGGAAGUACUGUAAUCUAACUGAAGUCGUUGUACAGGCAGCACACCAGUUUCUGCAGCCACUGUUGUUAGUCCCUUGGUUCAUAUUGACUUAAGCACACUUGACAUCAAUUGC
Messenger RNA from Pterocles gutturalis (yellow-throated sandgrouse), 876 nucleotides. RefSeq names its product glutamate receptor 4-like. Bases 382 to 546 code for a protein of 54 amino acids. The record is from RefSeq and is a predicted model, not a curated record. The transcript is spliced from 2 exons. NCBI's taxonomy places the organism in Eukaryota, Metazoa, Chordata, Aves, Pterocliformes, Pteroclidae.